Messenger RNA from Plodia interpunctella (Indianmeal moth), 1254 nucleotides. RefSeq names its product thioredoxin domain-containing protein 17-like. Lineage: Eukaryota; Metazoa; Arthropoda; Insecta; Lepidoptera; Pyralidae. The transcript has 3 exons. Gene Ontology annotation, cellular component: cytosol. The record is from RefSeq and is a predicted model, not a curated record. Gene Ontology annotation, molecular function: protein-disulfide reductase [NAD(P)H] activity. The coding region runs from base 128 to 517 and encodes 129 amino acids.
AGACAAAAUCGUUCAACAGAACUGCACAGCACUUUUCUCUUAGCUAGUAUUUUAUUUAACAUUUUGCUUUUGUCGAAUUUGUUUGCGCGUUGUUUGUUUACGUAGGUACUAGAACUGGAUAAGUUUUAUGAAGAUGGUGACAUGUCUAAAAAUUAAUGGAUUUAAUGAAUUCGUUGAAUAUGCAGAAAACAUCAAUAGCGAUGGCCCACCGGUUUUCUUCUAUUUCACUGGCGAUAAGUUACCGGAUGGUCAGAGUUGGUGUCCGGAUUGUAAUGUAGCGGAGCCAAUUGUAAAAGCUUACUUGGAAGAGCUGAAGAAGAGUGUUAUAUUUGUCUUUGUUCAAGUUGGCGAUCCAACUACGUGGAGGGACAGAGCAUGUCCAUUCAGAACGGACGCGCGCACAAAACUACUGGUGAUUCCCACCAUUAUAAAGUGGAAAGGAGUUCAGAGGCUGGAGGGUGAGCAGUGCGCUAAGAGAGAUCUUCUCCAAAUGAUGUUUGAAGAAGAGGAAGAUUAAUUUAUUAUGUUGAGUGCAGGUCGAUAUGUAUGUGGUACGAGAUUAAAUAGAGGAAUCGUGACUGCUGUGAUUAUAACAAAAUAUGUUGAAAAUUAGUCGGGAGUUCCAGUUGUUUAAUUUCGUAAGACUUCCGGCUGUUCUGAAGUCCUUGACCACCCCUGUUAGGACUCAAAAUGUUUCUUUUGUAGAAGCAGAGCAUUUGUUAGCUCCUAAUGUUAUGUCAGUCAGUACUCUUGAUUUGAAGUGUAGCGUUGCUUCCACGUUACUCCUUAGCUUAGCCAGUAUGUUAUCUGAAACCAAAUGGUUUCAGAGAAAAUACAGCUUAAAACAAUUUUGUGGCAUAUCUUAUAUUUUAUUACCUACCUGUGUUGCGACUAGCAAGAAUUUCACAUAAAAUUUUACAAAAAAUUAUAAUUUAUGAAAUUGUAUUUUGUACUUAUAUUAAUGAAAUUGUAUAUAUAUGCCUUUCCGUUCAGUACCAAAAGGUAAUUAAAUGUGGUCAUUUUGUUAAGCUCACAUUCAUUGAAAUAUUAAUUAUGAAAUAAUAAAUGUUAAUUUACAUUUUUACAAUUGCUCUUCUUGUAAAAUAUCUGUAACACGUUGUAACGAUCCUUGCAUGUAAAUGUAUAACAUGUGUAUUGUAUAUAUGAAGACUUAAUCAUAAGAAUUUGUUAUCUUGAAUUGUAUCGAAAGCAUUUACACAAUUUUUAAUCAAUAAAAAUGUCAUAUAUCAGUAA